Messenger RNA from Cuscuta epithymum, 736 nucleotides. Lineage: Eukaryota; Viridiplantae; Streptophyta; Magnoliopsida; Solanales; Convolvulaceae. The record is from the annotation of a GenBank genome assembly.
GGCAGGGCUGGGACGCUCCAAGAGAAGGCUGACGCCUAUGAUAAGCUCGUCCAGGAGAGCGCUUCCCAGAAGGAACUCCUUCGGAAGCAGGAGGCCGAGCUUGUAGAUCUUCGCAGCCGGCUGUGGGCUGUGGAACAGGCUAAGGUGGGGAUCCGCCGUACGGGUGUGGAUAAUCAUGUCCCCAUCUAUGAAGCCGAUGUUUCGAAGAUCAAGGAGUCUGGUUCCAUCGAGUUCCAGAAGUCCAAAGCCUACACCGGUGCCAUCCAGACCAUGGCCAGGAAAUUCCUUCCGAGGUUCGUCGGCGAGUUCUUGGCCACCUGCCCGGACCCUUAUCUAGAUGGUAUCAAGCUGCUUCAGGCCACCCCCACUGGGGAGCGCUUCCUUGAUGAUCUUGCCGACGAUACUUAUCUCAAGGGUAUGGUCGGCCUUGUGGCAGAGAACCUUCCUGUCUUUGAGCGUCACUUUGGGGCUCCUUUUGAUCCUGCGGCAGCUGGCUUUGAUUCCCUGAUGGUGGACGCCCAUAAGGGGGCCCUUGAACUGCUGAGGGAGCGUAAGGAGCGCGAAGAAGCUGAGGCCAGGGAAAAAAACCAGGCAGGUCCCCUUUUCGGCCCCAACUCCUGACGCCGGCCAAACUUAACUCUCCGCUCAUAGUCUGUACUUCGCAAUUAUUUACACUGUAAUUUACAUUACACAUUGUACUUUCCGGUCAUCAGUACCGAAGAAUAAAAAUCAUUAU